Molecule: messenger RNA, 804 nt
Organism: Sinocyclocheilus grahami
Lineage: Eukaryota; Metazoa; Chordata; Actinopteri; Cypriniformes; Cyprinidae
Product: rho-associated protein kinase 2-like
Exons: 3
Biological process (GO): cortical actin cytoskeleton organization; regulation of cell junction assembly; mitotic cytokinesis
Cellular component (GO): centrosome; cytoskeleton; cytoplasm
Molecular function (GO): Rho-dependent protein serine/threonine kinase activity
Source: RefSeq, a predicted model, not a curated record
AAUAACGUCUGUAAACAAAGGGCUCAUUGCUUAUCAUUGCUUCCUCCAGAUCUUGUACGCUAAUGAGGGUGAGAGCAAGAAAGAGCAAGAACUGGAACCUCUUCCUGGGGACAAGUCCAGCUACAUUUGCCAUAAGGGUCAUGAGUUCAUUCCCACCCUGUACCACUUCCCAACGAACUGUGAAGCCUGUACCAAACCCCUGUGGAACAUGUUUAAACCACCUCCAGCUCUCGAAUGCAGACGAUGCCACAUCAAGUGCCACAAAGACCACAUGGACAAGAAAGAGGAAGUCAUUGCUCCCUGUAAAGUGAACUAUGACGUGUCUACAGCUAAAAAUCUGCUGCUGUUAGCAUUGUCUCAGGAGGAGCAGCAGAAGUGGGUUAGUCGGCUCGUGAAGAAGAUCCCCAAAAAACCUCCAGCACCAGAAGCCCCUCACCGCUCUUCUCCCAGAGUUCCUGUUAAAGUACAAAGCAGUCAAUCCAUGAAGAGACCCAGCCGACAAAUACCCUCCGGCAAACCCAGGCCUCUGGAUUCGGAGCUUCAGGACUGGCACUGGGCUCUGGAUGACGUGGAUGACGUAGAUUAUGAACAUACGUUUAAUUUCUGAGGAGCAUGUGUAGGGUUGAAACAGGGUAACUGCUUACAUAGGGGCUCUGUUCCAAAACCUCCUAAUCCACCCACUUUGGCAGCAUUUAGAUUAUUUGCUGAUGUAUAAUACACACUAAGGUAAUACUUACAGUUAGUAAUGUGAUAACAUAAAUGUUAUCAAAUGCUAAAUGUUAUCCAUUUUUAUACAGUACAUUA